Molecule: messenger RNA, 852 nt
Organism: Dichomitus squalens LYAD-421 SS1
Lineage: Eukaryota; Fungi; Basidiomycota; Agaricomycetes; Polyporales; Polyporaceae
Exons: 6
Coding region: 126-479 (117 amino acids)
Source: RefSeq, a predicted model, not a curated record
GCCAGUCCCAGCCAGCCAUUUUCCUCUGCCUAUACGCCUGCGCCUAGCGCUGCCUACCGUCCCCCGCCCGCCAACAACCACCACUGCACUCACCUGCCCCUUCCCCCGUCCGCAAUCGAUUCAAGAUGCCCAAAGAGACCACCAAGACCACCAAGCGCAAGGCCGCCGUGAAGGCUGAGAAGGCGCCGAAGGCGAAGGGAAAGAAGGACCCCAAGGCACCCAAGCGCGCCCUCUCUGCGUACAUGUUCUUCAGCCAGGACUGGCGCGAGAGGAUCAAAGCUGAGAACCCCGACGCCGGGUUCGGUGAAAUCGGCAAGCUCCUCGGGGCCAAGUGGAAGGAGCUUGACGACGAGGAGAAGAAGCCCUACCUUGACCAAGCAGCGGCAGACAAGGCACGUGCAGAGCAGGAAAAGAACGAUUAUGAUGUCAAGAAGGUUGAUAGCGCCGGCAGCGGCGACGGCGACGACGACGACGAGUGAAGCGUCUCCGUGAUGGCCUGCUAUUUGAUACUGUCCUCUGUCUCCUGUGGUUGCUAGAUAUCCGUGACGAAUCCCGGCUCUCCUCUCCGCUCCUCUUGUUGCUGCUCCUCGUAUAGUAUCAAAACCCGUAGGCAAACCCUCCCUCCUGAACACUCGUCUCUCGUCUCCGUGAUUACGUGCCGUCUGUCAUCCCUCUCUCCCUCUCUUCCCAUGUAUGCCUCUUUCGCUAGUCGUAUAGCUACGUCAAUAUCUGGCCGCGUGUCCACGGCGCGUCCGCUGUACACCGAACGACGUUGUGUAAUACUAGACGAUGUUGAUGUACUUGUUCGUUCGUUCGAUUCGAUUUAUAACUUAUCUGCAUCGCUGGACCCCC